This is a messenger RNA of Oryza sativa Japonica Group (Japanese rice), 2704 nucleotides long. RefSeq names its product protein ecdysoneless homolog. The record is from RefSeq and is a predicted model, not a curated record. NCBI's taxonomy places the organism in Eukaryota, Viridiplantae, Streptophyta, Magnoliopsida, Poales, Poaceae. Gene Ontology annotation, cellular component: nucleus.
GCACCUUCUCGCACCGCCGCCGCCGUUCACCGGAGUCUCCCUAACUAACUAAACCCAAACCCCGAACUCGCCACCGCCUGUCCGCCUCCAGAGUCCCAACCGCCGCCCUCGCCGUCGUCUCGUCUCGUCUCGCCCGCCUCCAUGGCGACCUCCGCCUCCGCCUCCACCUCCAGCCCCUUCCCGUUCCCCGCCCGCCGCCCGCCGGACGACACCCUCUUCUACGCCGUCUACUCGCUCCCCCUCCCCACCGCCCUCCCGCCGCCGGACCUCCACGCCGCGCUCCGGUCCCUCCACCUCUCCCUCUCCUCCCACCUCGCCCCCUUCCUCGCCUCCCACCUCUUCCACCGCGACGCCUUCGCGCUCACCAUCCCGCCGCCCGACCACACCGCUGCCACCUCCCCCUGCGCGCUCUGCGCCUCCCCCCCCGUCCCGCACCUCCACGGCGCGCUCCGCUUCGGCGACUCCCUCGCCGACGAGUGGCUCGGUGUCUCCCUCCUCUUCGAGCUCACCCGCGCGUUCCCGAGCCUCGCCGUGCGCGCGUGGGACUCCGACGGGGAGUUCCUCCUCAUCGAGGCCGCCUUCGCGCUCCCGCGGUGGCUCGACCCGGACACCGCCCCGAACCGCGUCUUCAUCUUCCGCGGCGAGCUCCACAUCCUGCCGCCGUCGCUCUUCCCCGGGACGCCCUCCCUCGACGCCGCGCUCGCCGCCGUCCAUGAUGACGCCGUCGACACCCGCGCCCCCGACGCCGUCCAGGCCGCCAUACAGCGCCGCAUCGCCGGGCUGCCUGAGAAGGCCUCGGAGAACCUCCACACCGUGCGCGUCAUUGUCCCGGUGCCCGUGGCGAAGGUGCUGAAGGAGGAGCCUUGCUUGAUCGCCCGCGCCGUCGAGGGGUUCUAUGACCGGGACAUAGACACCAUGAAACACGCGGCGAGGAUAGAGAAAUUCCUCAGGGGACCUGGCGGAGAGGGGGUUGAGAUGGUGAGGACAUCGGUGCGCAUGACGCGGGCAAUGUACGCGCAGCUCGUGCAGCAGAACUUUCAGGCACCGAGGGGUUACCCCAUGCCGAGGAGGGAGGAGGGGCCGGAGAAGUGGAUGGAGGCAGAGUUGGGGAUGAAAAUUGCUUGUGGGUUUGAGAUGAUGUAUCAGGAGAGGCGGCGGGAGGGGGAGGAAGGGAAGGGGAGCACAUGGGAGGUUUACAGGAAGAGCUUGGAGGCGACAGGGUGCUUCAAUGGUCUGCUUCCUGGGUCAAAAGAGUACAAGAGGGUUAUGGAGGAUGCAAUGCAGUAUUACAAAAGCUCGAGUUUGUUUUCACGAACAAGGGAGAUACUAAGUGCUCCUGUGCGUCGAAUUGAUGAAAUCCUUGCCAUGCCAUACUCGGCUGAGGAAUUUGAAGGCAGUGACCUUCCUCCGAGCGACGAUGACUCUUGGUUGUAUAAUGGGGAGGAUGAGUUAGCUGCGGAACUCUGUGCAAGGCAGCAGGAAAUGGAAGAGUAUGAAACUGCAAAACAAUACAGAAAAAGUCAAAGGAAAAAUGUCUCAGGCAGUUCUAGCUCGCAGUCAAACGAGUUUAAUCUUGGAGAGAUUACAGAGUCCAUGCAAGAAUUUGUUCGCAAAAUGUCAAGCUUUGAGGGAGCUGAAGUUCCUGCAAACAGGAAAGACAUGGAAUCAGUGGAUCUGGAUGUCAACCAGUUCUUCAAGGCCAUGGAAUCUGUGCUAGGUCGUUCAAAAGAUGAACCUGGCAAUGAAGCCGGGUUUGAUGGAAAAUCUUCAUCAUCUGACAUAGACCUUGAAGACGAUUCUGAUUAUGGGAGUGAUUUCGGCGAAGAAUCUGGUGAGAAGGGUAUGGAUAAUGCUUUCAUGGAAUCAUAUUCUGAUGCACUGAAUAAAGAACUCAGUAUGACCACUAUAGAGAAAAGUUUCGCUCGUGCACCGCACCCUGAUACCAGCAAUGAGGGUCCAUCAGGUGCUGCAGAUACUGAUGGGGAGAUGACCCCAGUUGAUGUGGACCUGAACCUUGUUGAGAGCUUCCUUAACUCUUACUCCUCUCAACAGGGUCUCCCAGGCCCAGCUUCCAAUCUGCUGGGACUUAUGGGUGUAAAAGUACCUCCUGAUGGUAAAAAGCCGUGAUCUUUUUGUUUGUACCCAUGCACAUCAAAUUUCUGGAACCAUAGCAAGAACAUACAUAUGAUAUUUAUUGCAAAACAUAGGAGAUCAUGGUCCAAGUAGUUUUCUUGUAUGUUCAAACCUCAAAGAAAGGAACUGGAAGUAGGACUUGUGACUUUGUGAGAGCUCAAGCGGCCAGCUUGGUCUCUCAACCGGCAUCAUUUGGAUAAGUAAAAUUUUGGCCUGACAAGCAUGUUCCGUUCCUGUAUUCCCUGUACUGCUCCGGUAUCAUUGGAAGACGUAGGGCUCACUCAACACAGGCCAUGGGUGUGGGACAACUAUGUACUAUGAGUCUAUGAGACAACUAUAGUCAAAGCAGCUAGCAUUUAUAUGUGGUAGUAGCUAAUACUGUUGUAUUAUGCAAUUCUGUAACAUGUCUUUUGAGAUCUGACAUGUAUAGCAAGCAGUUGUUUAUGCAGUUCUUGGAGUAGCAUAUUUGUUCUGAGGCAUGAACAAACUUCAGCUACCUAACAUAAACUGUUCUGUACUCGUACCUACUCGUGCUGUUUGUCCAGUACAGAUCUGGAGUGUGUUGAUCUCA